This is a messenger RNA of Prorocentrum cordatum, 804 nucleotides long. The record is from the annotation of a GenBank genome assembly. Lineage: Eukaryota; Dinophyceae; Prorocentrales; Prorocentraceae.
CUCCUCCUUCCUCCUCCUUCCUCCGCCGCGCCCCCCCCCCCCCUGGGCCGCCCGUGGGCCCUGCCGGGAGGUCGACCCCGGUGGCCCCGCCAGCCGGCGGGAGGGGCAGGCGGCGAGCUUCGGGGCGCUGCACGAAGGCUCGCACAGCAUGCGGAGGCCGAAGUCCCUCCCGACGCUGAAGCAGGAGGGCGCGCAGGAACACCUGAUGGACUGCCACCCCGUGGCGACGGAGCUGAGGCGGCUGGACAAACUGGCGGCCCUCACCGAGAAGACGGAGAUGAAGCAGCCGCUCGAGCGCAGGCAGCCGGCCGCGGCGCCGCCGGCGCAGCCACGCUCGUUCCAGACGACGGGUGGGCUCGUGCAGUUCCCGAAGUACAUGCUCAUCCACAACUGCCACCUCAAGACGCUGGAUACCAUGCGGUUCCACAAGGAGCAGGAGGAGUUAGCGAGAGCGCAGGAGGAGUCGGCGAAAGCGCAGGCGGUGCUGAGCCCCAAGGCGCCGCAGGGUUCGCACGGCGAGCAGUCGCCGAAGUCGAGGACCGCCCCGCCCGUCUCCUGGGGCGCGCCCGUCCUCAACGACCGCGCGCCGGGCGAGGUGGCCGCAGGCAGUGCCAUGCCUCUGGUGCGUGGCGGCCAGACUUCGAACUGGUUCCGGUGAGGCGUCGCCUGCGCCAGGGUAGGACCACAGCAUGGUUCGUUUCCCCGGGUGCCUCCUCUUUACGUGAAACCGACGCUGAUCGAACGAUCGCCGCGUCUGCUUGGUGCCUCCUCCUCCUGCUCCUGCUCCUGCUCCUGCUCCUGCUC